AAAUCCCACCGUCCCCAGCCACUACCCCAUUCCCAAUCCCUUCUUAUAAAACCCAUCCUAAUCAAUCCUUUUUCCCAAAAUUCAUCUCCCUCUUCUAUGUCUCAAAGGCUCAGCGUUCCUCACUCCUCUUCAAUAGCCUUUUCUCUCCAUUCCCAUCUCCUGGUUUCCAGUGAGAUGACCCCCAAUUCCAACUGGUCUUAAAAACAAUUUUUUCGUUUUCACUAAUUUUUUUUUUUCUAAAAAAAAAAAAUUGGGAAAAAUAGCUAAAAAAAAAAAAUAUUAAUUUAAUUUACCUGAAAAAAUUUUGAACGGCGAUGGGUGUCAAGGGUUUCGUCGAGGGCGGCAUCGCAUCCAUCGUCGCCGGCUGCUCCACCCACCCGCUGGAUCUCAUCAAGGUCCGCAUGCAGCUUCAGGGCGAGUCCCUCGCCGCCGGCGCCGGUGCUGGUGCUGGUCUUCGACCGGCACUGGCUUUCCAACCAUCGGGAUCCGUGACGGUUCCUCUUCACCCACUUCCCCGGCCUGGCUUGAUCUCCGUCGGCGUUCAGAUCCUCAGAUCUGAAGGCCCUGCGGCUUUGUUCUCCGGCAUCUCCGCCACCGUCCUCCGCCAAACCCUCUACUCCACUACUCGGAUGGGUCUCUACGACAUGAUGAAGAAGAGCUGGUCCGGCGACAACGGGAUCUUGCCAUUGCACCGUAAGAUCGCUGCCGGACUCAUCGCCGGCGGGAUCGGCGCAGCCGUCGGCAAUCCGGCUGAUGUCGCCAUGGUACGGAUGCAAGCCGAUGGUCGCCUCCCCGUCGCGCAGCGCCGGAACUACAAGAGCGUCGUGGACGCGAUCUCGCGAAUGGUGAGAGAGGAGGGCGUGACAAGCCUAUGGCGUGGAUCGUCGCUGACGGUGAACAGGGCGAUGAUCGUCACCGCGUCGCAGCUGGCGACGUACGAUCAGGCGAAGGAAGCGAUCUUGCGCCGCCGCGGCGCGGGGGCGGACGGGAUGGGGACGCACGUUGCCGCGAGCUUCGCGGCGGGGAUUGUGGCGGCGGUGGCAUCGAAUCCGGUGGAUGUGGUGAAGACGAGGGUGAUGAACAUGAGGGUUGGGGUAGGGGAGGUGGCGCCGUACGCCGGAGCAGUGGAUUGCGCGGUGAAGACGGUGAGGGCGGAGGGGGUGAUGGCGUUGUAUAAGGGUUUCAUUCCGACGGUUUCGAGGCAGGGGCCGUUCACGGUGGUGCUUUUCGUCACGUUGGAGCAGGUGCGUGCAUUGCUCAAGGACUUCUGAUCUUGAGAUGAUCAACGGUCAUGAUGUUGCCGAUAAAAAAAUAUUAUUAUUAUUAUUA
Dioscorea cayenensis subsp. rotundata (Guinea yam) is the source of this 1329-nucleotide messenger RNA. RefSeq names its product mitochondrial uncoupling protein 5-like. The record is from RefSeq and is a predicted model, not a curated record. Gene Ontology annotation, biological process: succinate transmembrane transport; thiosulfate transport; malate transmembrane transport. The transcript has a single exon. The coding region runs from base 315 to 1271 and encodes 318 amino acids. Gene Ontology annotation, molecular function: malate transmembrane transporter activity; succinate transmembrane transporter activity; oxaloacetate transmembrane transporter activity. Lineage: Eukaryota; Viridiplantae; Streptophyta; Magnoliopsida; Dioscoreales; Dioscoreaceae.